Molecule: messenger RNA, 3192 nt
Organism: Anopheles bellator
Lineage: Eukaryota; Metazoa; Arthropoda; Insecta; Diptera; Culicidae
Product: PHD finger protein 12
Exons: 6
Coding region: 1-2718 (905 amino acids)
Biological process (GO): negative regulation of transcription by RNA polymerase II
Cellular component (GO): Sin3-type complex; nucleus
Molecular function (GO): transcription corepressor activity; protein binding
Source: RefSeq, a predicted model, not a curated record
AUGAAUGAUAGAAUGUGUAAACAGCGUACCCAGACGUACGACUUGAAUCUCACGGGGGGUUUGAUGCCGUUGAUACAAGCGCUCAUAAAACCACCUGAAUCGAUUGACUCCCCGGGACGGGCACACCUAAGACGAUCGAACCACCCGUACUACCGUAAACCGGGCCGGGGUCAUAAUAACGACACGUGUGACUCGUGCAAGGAAGGUGGUGAUCUGCUGUGCUGCGAUCGAUGCCCAUCUAGCUUCCAUCUCGGGUGUCACGAUCCGCCGCUGUCGGAGCAGGAAAUACCGAACGGUCAGUGGGUUUGCCAUACGUGCAAGUGUAAAGCAAUCGACGAUCCGUUGGGAACGAGCGCAAAGCUCAGGUUUCGCGAUCGAAGCUUAUCGCACAAGAGCUCCAAUUCCAGCUCCUCCGGUAGCAAAACGUCGAACGAUGGAGAUCAAAAUGGGGCGGAAAAUGAUGUGGUCGUUACAUACAGUGCACCGUCGACACCACCACCUCCAGACAGUUCGACCCCGCAGAGGGUCGUUCCUAUUCUUCCGCUGCACCCCAUGUUUCCGGCACCCGCGUUGGAAGAGGACUUCAAAUCGAACACCCCGCUGGAUCACCUGAUACGGGCGGCCAAAAUUUUGAACCCCAAACAGUUCGAACUCCCACCCGAUAUGGAGGUGAACUUUUCCUUCCCCGGCAUGGACAAGGCCGACUACGGGAAGUUUGGUAAGCGGGCGAAGCUGCGCAAAAUGCACGAACUGGACAGCCAGGGCCUGGUGCCGCUGCCGGCUAGAACGUGCCACUUUUGUGGAACAUCCUGCCGGAAGGCCCCACUUGUCGCGUGUGACUAUUGCGACCUACUGUUUCACCAGGAUUGUCUCGAUCCGCCACUCACCGCAAUGCCCACAUCUUUGUGGAUGUGCCCGAACCACGUGGAACAGUAUAUUGACUGGAAACUGGUUAACUCUGUAUCGGCGACAGAACGCGUUCGGCUGUGGAAUCAGUUCAACGGCGAGGUCGAUCAUGAGCUGGUGAAAACGGAAUUCUUACGCAAGGUCCAUCGAAAAAACCCUCCUUUCCGCUUCAGACAAAAGCUAAAGCAGCGACCGAAGGUGAUCAUCCCUCCCGCGAUCGAGUAUAUGUAUCAAAAUCCUUCCCCAUUGCUGCCGUCACUCAAAACGUUUCUGCGUUCGCGACGGGUGAACCCUUCGGUACACUUCGAGGACGCUCGAGUGCGGUACGAUGACAAAGAUUUGCUGCAAAUGGUAGACCAGGAACUCAAGGAUAUCGACGAAGCGGACUCGAAGUUGGGCUUCGGAAAAGCGAACAGCGAUGACAACAGUAGUGACGCUGAAAAUGACGUCCGGGUUAAUGCAACGGACCGUAAAGGUCCAGAGAUCGUUGUAGGGAACGAUGAAGCGGAGCGAUGUGGGAAUAAUGAACUAAACAUAAAUGAGGAACCGGGUCAAGGAUUGGCAACUGAGGGGACACCAGCUCAUGACGUGCCUGACGGUGCUGAAGCCGAUGUCAAGCAGUCAGAGCUUACCGAUAAGCAUCAGAAUUUUGUCGAAGCGGAUGAUGGAAAAGUACUUGACUGUGAACUCAGCCAGUUGGAUGCCAGUCUGGUGCGUCUCUUAGCAGUACAACGCUUGAAACAGAUCAUCGCUGACCAUCCGGAGUGUUUGCGAAAAGGCUCGCCAACUGGAAACGAACCGAGCGAAACAAUCGAACAGUUGUGCCAGAAAGAUGACGUGAAGAAGAUACCUCUUCCGAGCGAACUGCUAACGAAGGACGAUAUCGAACGGAUAGCGCGAGAGUUCGCUAAUUCGAAUGGAACCAGUGCCAGGAAGGAAAGUGAACCAAUGGACAUCGAUGGCAAUAAAUUGAACGCAACAGCCGAUCAGGCGGCGGUGACGGUUUCGACGGAACUACAAUCCCAACAACCCGUGGUUGACUCCGGUGGUCCCGUUGGGUUGAGUGAUUUGAUGGACCGAGUCGGAAAGCGAGCGCAACAUAGGCAGAUCCGCGUGCGGGCAGCCCUAUCCUGGAUCGAUCUGGAAGAUGAUGGUUAUUUUUCGUUCGAAAAAGUAGACGCCAACGAAGCGUUCUGUAUGUCGUAUCGCUCGUUCACGAUCGGCUCCGGGACGGGUAACGAUGUGACGCUGGCUAAGUACGGUGAAUGCUGCUGCACGUCUAGUCGGCAUGCGAUCAUAUUUUACGAUGAGGUUACACAAUUGUUCGAGUUGAUCAACUAUUCGGAGUUUGGAACGGAGGUUAAUGGGCACCUUUAUGGGUGUGAUUUCAGUCAUCAGCUUUCAGAGCGACCUGCGGAACAUUCAUCCUCCAGCGGUGGAUGGCGCAAGCGCAUGCGAAGAGAUGAUGCGACGGCACAUGACGCUGGACCUGUUACGUCGACCACCAAGAACGAUCAACUGAAGCAAGACGUACAGAGUAUACUGGACAAAUCGCGCAAAAGGCUUGCUCAGGAUCGGGUUGAGGAAUUUUACAGCACCGCUGUGAUGGCCGAUCUGCCGUUACCUUCCUGCCAAUGUGCACCCGAGCGGCGCAUCCCAACAAUGGCGACGGGCUGGGAGGGCAGCGCCAUCUUGUAUCACGGAUCACUGAUCCGCUUCGGUUGCCACGGUUUUGUCUUUACAAUCAUCGACUACGACGACGGCGAGGACGAAUUCGAUGAUUCUUACCGAGACAGCGACAGUGACGAGUGACGCCGUCGGUCACUUACAGUGAUGGCCAACUAAACAAUGAUCAAUGCAAUGUGGACCCUCAAUGUUCUACAUUAUUUUCAUUGAAAUAAACUUCAGGUAUACGCGUUUGCGUAACAUGCGUGCAACAAACGACGGAGCGUUCCUUACAGAUGGUAUUAGAAAAUGAAUCCCAGCUAGUUGUGGGAAAAUGGGUUCUAUUCAUUCAAUUCUUCGCACAGCCUCCCGGGGAUUAGCCCAGAAAAGGACACUUGAGUACCGCUUGCCAACCGCAAACCGAGUUUGCUGUUAUCCUCUACAGAUUAACGGCCCGCUUGAGCGUACCAUGCUUCAGCCACGAUCCGGGCGAACAGCCCCGGAUGUCUCCUUCCAGGUUCAUCGAAUACACAUCGGUCGACAGUUCCGGGAGGCCGAUUUCCGAGUCGCCUUUCGCUUGUUUGGUCGCUUCGUCGACCUCCUUUUUGAUUUCAUUGUCCA